AUGGAUCUCCUCGCGCAAGGCGUCGAUGCUGGCCUGGAGGCGACCGGCAUGGAUGCCGUCGAUGCGCUGCGCGCGUUCUUCCUUUUCGCCGCCGCGACGACGGUGUCCGUGAGCAUCCCGGCCUCUCUACGCUCUCGAUUCCUCAUCUACGGCCCGCGUGCGAACCCAACACUCUCCGAAUCCCGAUCGACCGCCGCAGAGGGCGCGUCCCGGUCCGGCCUCCUCGACUAUCUCGCGACCUGGCAAGUGCCACACAGCUACUUCACGCAGUUCUACAUCGCCUCUGUUGCUUCCUCGGUCUUUUGGGCGGCGCAGCUGCUAUGCCACGGUUCGCUCUUUCAAGCCAUUGCCACGCGCGUGAACGAAGAGCAUCGGCGACAGACCAUGUCUCUGACUCAGGUGCUCAUUUGCUGGAUACUAUUGACCCUGCAGGGCGCCCGACGACUCUGGGAGUCGUACUGCUUUGCGAAGCCAUCGACCUCCAAGAUGUGGUUCGCCCACUGGUUGUUGGGGUUGGCUUUCUAUUUGGCGGCGGGAAUUGCGAUAUGGAUUGAAGGAUCAGAGGCACUGAUGAACUUCAACCUGACCAUCGAUCACCUGAAAAUCACCAGAGCUCCUAGCUUGCGGACGUUCUUUUGCAUUCCGCUUUUCUUAGUCGCGUCGGGGAUGCAACAUGACUGCCACCACUUCUUGUUUUCCCUCAAAAAAUACACCCUCCCGGACCACCCGAUCUUCCGCGCCAUUGUCUGCCCUCACUAUGGGGCCGAAUGUAUUAUUUACCUGUCGCUUGCGCUGAUUGGGGCCCCCGGGGGCAAUGGAUCAAUAAAACCUUGUUCGCCUGUCUGGCGUUUGUGGCUAUUAACUUGGGCAUCACCACCCGGACCACAAAGCAAUGGUACUUGGAGAAAUUUGGCGACGACCGGGAGCAGCGAGAACAGAUAG
This is a messenger RNA of Penicillium argentinense, 942 nucleotides long. RefSeq names its product putative 3-oxo-5-alpha-steroid 4-dehydrogenase. Gene Ontology annotation, biological process: dolichol-linked oligosaccharide biosynthetic process; polyprenol catabolic process. Gene Ontology annotation, molecular function: 3-oxo-5-alpha-steroid 4-dehydrogenase activity. The record is from RefSeq and is a predicted model, not a curated record. Gene Ontology annotation, cellular component: endoplasmic reticulum. Lineage: Eukaryota; Fungi; Ascomycota; Eurotiomycetes; Eurotiales; Aspergillaceae. The coding region runs from base 1 to 942 and encodes 313 amino acids. The transcript has 3 exons.